Messenger RNA from Eruca vesicaria subsp. sativa (arugula), 1858 nucleotides. NCBI's taxonomy places the organism in Eukaryota, Viridiplantae, Streptophyta, Magnoliopsida, Brassicales, Brassicaceae. The record is from the annotation of a GenBank genome assembly.
GCAUGACGUAACCAACCCAAACCAACACCUACCUGAUCAACCUCUUAAUUCCGCAUCAAGUCACAUGUCAUUUUCUGUUUCCGCUUAGAUUUCCCGGGAAAAAGGAAAAUAAAUAAAAAAGGUAAAAAAUAACAAAAAAAUCAAUAAAAAGACAGAAGAGAGGUUUAUGUUUCAACAACACUUCAGUUAAAUCUGAAGAAGAAAGAAACAAAGUCAAAACUCUCAAAUGGAAGAUCCUACCGCAAGCAAUGUGACUCCUCCGUCGAUGAACACUCCGACCGUAACACUCGAGUCACGAAUCAACCAUCUGAUCAAUGCCAAGAAUUCUCCAUCACCAUCACGGUCCAUAUACUCUGACAGAUUCAUACCAAGUAGAUCCGGAUCCAAUUAUGCUCUCUUCGAUCUCGCUAAAGACGCGAAAGAAGAUGGAGCUGCUGCUUCUUCUGGCUCUUACGCGACUCUGUUGCGCGCCGCGAUGUUCGGUCCCGAGACGCCGGAGAAACGGGACAUCACUGGAUUCUCUACUUCGAGGAAUAUUUUUCGGUUUAAGACGGAGACUAAUCGGUGUUUGGAUUCGUUUUCGCCGUUUGUGUCUGAUGAAAAUGGUCCUGGUGUUAGUCACAGUCCGAUCAAGGCGUUGAGGAAAGUGUCGCGAUCGCCGUAUAAGGUACUAGAUGCACCGGCUUUGCAAGAUGAUUUCUAUUUAAAUCUUGUGGACUGGUCAGCGCAGAAUGUCCUUGCGGUGGGACUAGGGAACUGCGUCUAUUUGUGGAACGCUUGUAGUAGCAAAGUAACUAAAUUAUGUGAUCUUGGAGCUGAUGAUAGUGUUUGCUCUGUGGGUUGGGCCUUUCGUGGAACUCAUCUGGCUAUUGGAACUAGUACCGGGAAAGUACAGAUAUGGGAUGCGUCACGGUGCAAGAGAACAAGAACAAUGGAAGGACAUCGUCUAAGAGUUGGAGCCAUGGCAUGGAGCUCAUCUAUUCUUUCAUCUGGUAGCAGAGACAAGAGUAUUCUUCAGAGAGACAUACGUUGUCAAGAAGACCAUGUCAGUAAACUCACAGGUCAUAAAUCCGAGGUAUGCGGACUCAAGUGGUCUUAUGACAACAGAGAGUUAGCAUCUGGUGGAAACGACAAUCGACUUUUUGUAUGGAACCAACAUUCAACACAACCAGUAUUAAAAUAUAGUGAGCACACAGCAGCGGUUAAAGCCAUAGCUUGGUCUCCUCAUGUUCACGGGCUUCUUGCUUCUGGUGGUGGCACUGCUGAUAGAUGCAUACGUUUUUGGAAUACUACCACAAAUACUCCUCUAAGUUCCAUAGAUACUUCCAGUCAGGUAUGCAAUCUAGCUUGGUCAAAAAAUGUAAACGAGCUGGUUAGCACGCACGGAUACUCCCAAAACCAAAUCAUAGUCUGGAAAUAUCCAACCAUGUCCAAAAUUGCAACUCUAACCGGUCACACAUACCGUGUUCUGUACCUUGCGGUCUCACCUGAUGGACAGACAAUUGUAACCGGAGCAGGAGAUGAAACUUUAAGGUUCUGGAAUGUAUUCCCAUCACCAAAAUCUCAGAACACGGAUAGUGAAAUCGGGUCGACAUUUUUUGGUAGAACAACAAUAAGGUGAAAAGAUAUUCCAACAUACAUAGAGACAGAUACAUGUCUCUCUCAUUCCUUCAACAAAAGCAGCCUCUGAGUUGGUCUUCUCAACCAACGUUUUUCACACGGAUGCAAAAAAGAUAACCCUUUUGAUAUAGUACCAUCUAGUUCGUCACAAAAUUUUCACACUGUAUAUCUUUAAUCAAAUUUUUCUUUUUAUACGUCGAUCCUAUAUAAAAUUUUGUUGUUGUUUACUUAAGAACAC